This is a messenger RNA of Apiotrichum porosum, 4362 nucleotides long. RefSeq lists its product as uncharacterized. NCBI's taxonomy places the organism in Eukaryota, Fungi, Basidiomycota, Tremellomycetes, Trichosporonales, Trichosporonaceae. The transcript has 5 exons. The record is from RefSeq and is a predicted model, not a curated record. Bases 1 to 4362 code for a protein of 1453 amino acids.
AUGCAGGUCGCUGAAUGUACUCCCCGCUCGUCUCCUCUCGACCCAGACGUCGAAUCGAGUGAACUCCUGGCGUUGCCCGGUAUUAUCGUUGCCCCCCACCCGGCGCCAGCGGGGCCAACCAACUUCUCUGUUGUUAAGCAAGCGUCACCUGGUGCAGCUCCCAACGUUCUCGUCUCGGCGCCGUCGAUCAUUAUGACCGACGGAUCUUCACACCGGCUUGCCUGCGAUGAUGGCACCCGCAACGAGACAUCUUCAAGCGAGAAGGGAAGUGGGCGGACGAGUAGUUCAUCUUGUGUGACAUCGACAACGGCUGGGCCAGUGACUCCCCAACGCAACAGUCCAUACGUACCUGCUCCACUGAUGAGCUCGCCCUCUGGUCAGCCUCACCUUACGUCCUUCCACACCGACCUCUAUGGCCUGAUCGAAAUCCCGCGAUUCAAGAAGAGGGAUCUUAACCUUGGUAUCGUUCGCAAGGAUGGCAGCUGGUUGCCCUUGGCGUGGGGUAUGCUUUGGGCGUCGUCUGUGGGACAGACCUUGUUUGGAGUGUUUUUCGAUGUCAACGUCAUGUACACGCUGGUUCAGAUUUCCCAGUACCCUGCCUACGGAACCAACACGCACCAAGUCUGGACAUUUGCGACCAUCGCAUACGCUCUGUGCUGGGCCACAUCGUUCUUUAUUGUGUGGCUAGGUUGGGAGGUCGGCUACGAGUUCUGGCGCAAGUGGAGCCCGCAUCGACCUGCUAUUGAGCCUAUCUAUCGCUCGCUCCCAGCGAGCCUUCAUCUCUCGCUGUGGUCUUUUGACCACUUCACCUUUUUGACGCACAUCCGCCUCUCUGCCCUUGGAACGCCCCAUGCCAUGGAUAUUCUGCCUGAGACGGCCCAUCUCAUCGUCCAAACGGUCCCCGGAUAUCUGCCACUCGCUGCCCGCACCGCGAUUGUCAUCGCCGUCCUUAUCUCGUUCUGGGAUCCGGAGGCGUUAGUUCCUGGCGGCAACGUCGUGUCCGCUCAUCGAGACCCUCACUUUUUCCUUGCGAGCAGUCCUGGCGCACUUGCGCCGUACGCCAAGGGUGUUCUUCUCACAUUUGUUGUCACGGUCGGAGUGCGCACGCUUCUUAUUUUCGUGUCGGCCAUCAUUCUCUGGAUCUACACCUUGCACCCAUUCGGUCUCGGCCUCGCCCAAGAACCAGGCUCUCCAGUGACGCCCACGCGCGACCCAGCAUCUUGGAACACGCCGGCAAAAACCUGGAAGGAAGAAAACGAGCUCCAGUGUGCGUGGCGGGACCGUGCUCGCGCGAGGAUUCAGAACGCGUUCGAGCUGUGCAUCAUCCGUUCGACACCGCGCACCCCCGAAAAGAAGCACGAAGAGCCCAUGACCCCGACUACGCCUUCCCAUUCGUUGGGGCCAUACGCCACUCCUGUCGCUCUCCCGGCUCAUCAGACAAUGAAUACGGCGCAAAAUGGUGCCCUCGGUCCCAUAUGGGAAGAAUCGCCUCAGCCUCCAGUCCGUUCCCCAGUGCCACACUCUGAGUCGUACUCUCCGACGUUGUCCCCAGUUGUUCAUCGCGCAACAACUCGUCACGACCAACAGGACAUUAUCCACGGUCUCGGACUCUGUCCCUCCAUUGCUGGUGUCGUUGCUGGAGCCUCGCAAAUGGCCGAACAAUGCCGCGAGCGCUCGCUCUUCUCCACUGAGGCAUCGUCAACGACAACCGCAUCUCUACCACGCGCGCUUCACCUGUCUAACGGUACCGACCUCAUUGAGACGUCUGGCUCGGGCGUUGUGCCCAGCGGCAACAUGCAUCUCGCGGAAACCUCGUUUGUCAGCCGUUUGCAAGAACCAGUGACAUGCCGUCAGCUCGCAGGAGUCAUUCUGGAAGAGGACAAAGGUAACACCGACAAGGUUCAUUGCCCUUCAGCUGAUCAACUGGAAGAGCCUGUUGAGAGCGUGGUCAUGUCCCAGACGUCACCUACUUCUCCCAUUUCGCCACACCACUCCGAGAGCAGUGAGGAGCCGGUGGAUUUCAGGCGCUUCCCCGACGACGAGGCCACGCCACCUCCCCGCUUCCGCCGCCCGAGGACACCCAUGCCUCCGAAGCCGGUCACUUUGACAAGCUCCGAAGCUGAGAGCGACGAAGAGAUCGAGGAGAUUCCUGCGCGCCCUGCAGCUCCACCCUCGCCUGAGCCCAAGGUCAAGCCAAGGCCCAAGUCCAAGACAGACUACGUCGCCAACGACAGGAUGUACCAACGUGCUUCAGAAGCCAUGCGCCCCGAAAACAAGAAGGAUACGUUUUACGAGCCCAAGCCAAAGGAUUGGACAUGGCGCUUCGACGACAAGCGUUUCCGAGGCAACGAGUCUCGUCGCCCUUGGCGCCCAAACGGUGACCCAUGGAUUCUCGAACAGUGGCGUACGGCAGACGACGUUGACCGCAUGCUACUCGUGGCUUCACCUGCCGAGCUCACGGCCGGCGAAGAGGACAGCAACGACGCCGCGAAUGUCAUCUUGACAAACAUGUUUAUUGAGUCAGGUUCCAUGACCCAGAUUGAAGCCUACGCCUCGUACUGGAAGGAUUACAGGGGCGGAACCUCGAUUGGGGAGGCGAUCAGGAUGGGGGUGCGCUUCUGGAGUCUCCGCGAGCCGCCCGUUACGGCCACGGUCGAAGAGCUCGACGACACGCCAGAGCCAAGCCCGACCGCGACCUCAAGUACCGGUUCCGUCCCCUCCGUCACUGUCGCGGACAUGCCAACAUGGCGCCGGAGCGUCCUCGAACCGGCAGCUCGACGUGAAGAUCCGACAACUUUGAGGGAGUCUGUAAGCGACGAGGUUGAGGAGCCCCUCAACACUGGGCUGCCCACCGAAGACCUGACAGACAUGUUGGACGAACUGCCACCGGGGCGGUACGAAUUUGCCGAGCUCACAGACAUGGGCAUCAUCGACGACGCGAAAGACAUGGUUGAGCUUGCGCCUCCUCAUCGUCCUCCCCUUCCUGUUCCAGGAUGGUACACGUUCGCUGAGCUACGCGAAAUGGGUUUCACUUCUGUGGACAUUGGUAACGCUAUGGGCCCAAGGCUCGGUCCUCAUAUUUCGACGGCCGCCAGCACACCAUCGCCUCCGCCACACCAGGAUGACUCUCCACAGACGCCUCCUGCCCCGGCCGUUGAGCUGUUCUCUCAACCUACUGAGGCCUGUACAUCUGAGUCGCGUAAACGCUACACUACGACGCUCGACUCGGCCGCAAGUGGUCAUGAGCACAUCACGCCACUUGGGCUGCCCAUGUCCCAGCCAGCCUCGCCGACAUUGCCGACAGCAGCACCAACAUCACCAGUCGUCUCCGCCACUGCCAUCGGUCUGCGAACAUCGUCACUUGUCCCGGUGCCGCCGGAGUUUGGCGCCGUACUAUUCGAGGUGGAACCUUCGUCCUCGUCCCCCGACUCGUCUUCCUCGUCUCCCCCUUCGCCUCCGCCUCUCCACCAGCGGACGUUGAGUGGUGGAAGUGGCACGGGAUUGCCGCCACUCCUCGAGCUCCCCGAGGCUCUCAAUACCACCCCUGUUCCUUUAAACUUUUCCGCCCUCGCCGACAGCCCGACCGACCACGAGCACGAGCAAACCUUAACAGACACACUCAGCCGCGGCCGUACCAUCAGCUCAUCAACGAGCGGCACCUCCUCCGCCCAACACCGUGCGCACCACCUUUCCGGCCUCGACUUCUUCAUUCACCCGGACGAACUCCCCCACCCGCGUACCAGCCACGCAGGCGAUGCGAGCCACGCGGUCCUCGCAUCGCCAGUCCUUGCGGCCGCGUUUUCUCAACAACUGCACUCCGCUACGACCCCCAUUGAAAGUGUUUUCAGCGCGCCGACCAGGUCGUACUUGUCGUCGCCGGCUCGGUCGCCUACAGGCGCUUCGGCCAAUGUCGGACUCGGCGUCCCACGCGCCUCGAGCCCAGGGCCCAAUGUUGCGGCUUUCCAGACUGCCCUCGCGACGCUCACGAAGAACAGCGUUGCCAACGGCCCGCAGUCUAGCGGUACCGCCACCCCCAUACCGGCUCACAACCGCAAUGGAAGCGCAACUGCGGCCGCCCAAGCCCGUUUCUCUCGCGAGUUGCAAUGGGCCGACCACCGCCACUCUGGAGAGGUCCAGUCGCUGCGCAUGGGGUUGGCGGACCUUCCGUGCGACCAACAUCAACGGCAUUCGGGCGAGGUCUCGUCGGUCAGGCGGACGGGUGAUGGACUUGACGAUGACCAUUGGUCGUUCCACCGCGCGUCCGGCGAGUUUGUCCGUGACCGGCGCGGGGAGGGAGACAUGCCAACGCCGAGAGACGGGCGGGCGUCCAUGUCCUCGACCAUGGAUGCUGAACGCGAGUAG